AUGUAUUUUAUCAGCCUGACGCUGCAAGAUGCCGAACGACGUUACCAGCUGUUGGAAAAGGUGGCCUUAGGGCUCAUCUAUGCCGCCCAAUGGUUAAGACAGUACUUCCAAAGCCACAAGAUAAUUGUCCGAACCGACUGCCCGGUUGCAAAGGUCCUCCGGAAACCAGAGAUCGUCGGUCGGAUGAUGGCAUGGUCGGUCGAGCUCUCAGAAUUUGACAUAUCUUUCGAGCCGAGAGGCCCGAUCAAGUCGCAACAUUUGGCUGAUUUCGUCAACGAGCUCACUUCUUCGGGAUGUUUUGAAGACGAGCCGUGGACCAUGCAUGUUGAUGGAUCCUCUAAUGCCCAAGGUAGCAGCGCCGGAGUAAUCCUUACUAGCCCCUCAAGGAUCACAGUCGAGCAAUCCCUUCGGUUUGGCUUCCGUGCAUCCAACAAUCAGGCAGAGUACGAAGCCUUGAUAGCCGGAAUGAGAUUAGCAACCGAGAUGGGCGUCAAGAAAAUCACAUGCUGGACCGACUCUAAAAUCGUGGCCGAACAGGUCAAUGAUAACUUUCAGGUUAAAGACUCCAAUUUGUUGCAAUACUAUCACCUCUUCCAAAAGCUCAAGAGCGAUUUCACCGAGGUACAGAUACGACACGUCUUGUGUAGCAACAAUGAACGAGCCGAUCAGCUAGCUCGGCUCGCCAGCAGCCGAAAGCCAAGACAUUUGCGUACAACCAUUCACCUUGAGAUUCCUUCCCCAAGUGUGACGGUUGAGUGUAUGGCAACCGGUACUGAGGCGCUGACCUGGAUGACAGCCAUCCGGAGCUUUAUUGUCCGAGGGGAGUUGCCAACCGACCCGAUGGAAGCAAAGAAGUUACGAACACAAGCGGCUCGGUACUCCAUGGUGGCCGAUGAGCUCUACAGGCGGGGAUUCUCCACCCCGCUGCUCAAAUGUAUCGACAAUCACCAAGCUGACUACGUAAUAAGGGAAAUACACGAAGGUAUCUGCAGCUCCCACUCAGGGGGACGAACUCUGGCAGCCAAAGUCUUGCGUGUCGGUUACUAUUGGCCAACUCUGAAAGGAGAUUGCGCCGAGUUCGUUAAAAAGUGUGUGCAAUGUCAAAAGCAUGGAAACCUCAUCCACGCUUCGGCUGCAGAGUUGCACAGUAUCAGCUCCCCAUGGCCGUUUUCUUUAUGGGGUAUAGACGUGCUCGGACCGUUCCCUGUAGCAAAGGGGCAAGUUAAAUUCCUUCUCGUUGCGGUGGAUUACUUUAAAAAAUGGAUAGAAGCCGAAUCGCUCGCCUGCAUCUCCGCUGCCAACGUACAUAAGUUUGUUUGGAAAAGUCUGGUUACCCACUUCGGCAUCCCGUACGCCAUUGUUUCGGACAAUGGCCUUCAAUUCACCGACAAGAAAUUCAACAUUUUCCUCGAAAACCUCAGCAUUCGGCAUCGGUUCACAUCAGUCGAGCACCCUCAGUCAAACGGGCAGGCCAAAGCAGCCAAUAAGGUUAUACUCAUUAAGCUCAAGAAGAGACUCGGCUCGGCCAAAGGAGCAUGA
Messenger RNA from Cajanus cajan (pigeon pea), 1539 nucleotides. RefSeq lists its product as uncharacterized. Lineage: Eukaryota; Viridiplantae; Streptophyta; Magnoliopsida; Fabales; Fabaceae. The record is from RefSeq and is a predicted model, not a curated record. Gene Ontology annotation, biological process: DNA integration. Gene Ontology annotation, molecular function: RNA-DNA hybrid ribonuclease activity; nucleic acid binding.